AUGGACUGUGGCUCUUGGGCUUUCGAUGAGAGGGGUCCCAUUUUUCAUUUUCCCAAGUUUGCCGAAUCCAAACGAGACACUCCGGUGGAGAGCCAUUUUCCAAGUGACGUCGUAAAGGCUGUCUUGGAGUAUGUUCAUCUGGGCGAUUCGGAUCUGUUGAAAGUGGAACUCGAUGGCAAGGGAAGCGCAUGGGACAAUGCUUCGGCAAACCUUCAUCUUGAAAUCCAACGUGUUGUCCAAUUGUCAGCUGCCGCCUUGUACUACGACUUGCCGGGGCUUGGCCGGCGAGCCCACAGCUGUGUCUUACGGCAACUACGACAGACACCGUCGCUGUCAUUCUCGAUUCUGGAAGCUUGCCAAGCAGAGGGUCCUGAUGCACUGGACGGGAUGAAAUCCAUGGCAUUGUCAGCGAUUGAAUCCAUGGAUGGCAUAGCAUCUUUGGAUCCAGCAUUGGUGGGUCUCUUGAGCUUUGAAACUCUUCAACAAAUUGUUGCUCACAAGGGAACUGGGAUAGAUGAUGCUAUGCGGUUUGAAAUCAUUAGACUCUGGUCUGUCAGUGGCGAAGAGCGCAACUCCAGCGCUAGCAAGCUUGUCGAGCAGCACGUACGUCUGGAAAUGCUUGAUCCCGAGAUGCUCUCCACAUCUGUUGAAUCAUCUGGUCUGGCAACGUCAUCACAGCUGGCCAAAGCUUUCAAAAGUUUAGCGUUGGCGGCCAAGAAGACAUACGGGGUCGACUUCAAAAAGGCUCGUCUUGACCAAAACCGCGAUAGUUGGAAAGCCACUUCGACCCGCAUUAGCCUGGAAGGUUUGGACACAGGCAUUGGGUAUGUUCUAAGCGUCCCACCUAUGACAACCCGCAACAAGAUUCACAAGUGGACCAUCAAGAUUGAAGAGGCUGGGGAAGAUUCCGUCCUGUGGCUGGGUGUCAUGACUUGUGGUUUCGAAUCUGUGAGUCUGAAUUCGUACUUGGCCGGUCACGAGUUUGCGCAUGGUUUGACAAGUGACAAGGAGAUGUGGUCAUUGGGAUCUUCUCAGCGCCUGUUCAGCACAACUCGAGAUUGCUUCAAGGCUGGCGACAUGAUCGAUGUGGAGCUUGACCUAACAGAAAGACCGCAUGUCGGAAAAUUUGAUCUCUGCUUUAGCCGAGGAAGCGAGCGGAUCCUUUCAAUCGCGAACAGUUUGAGACUCUUGGAGAACAAUAGUAUGUUGCCAGCAGUUUCGGUCAGCAAAGGCUCGUACGCAACGUUUCGAUUGAUCUCUUACAAUUGCAAUGCCUAG
Seminavis robusta is the source of this 1278-nucleotide messenger RNA. NCBI's taxonomy places the organism in Eukaryota, Bacillariophyta, Bacillariophyceae, Naviculales, Naviculaceae. The record is from the annotation of a GenBank genome assembly.